Messenger RNA from Nicotiana tabacum (common tobacco), 2677 nucleotides. Its product is annotated as protein DEFECTIVE IN MERISTEM SILENCING 3. The record is from RefSeq and is a predicted model, not a curated record. Lineage: Eukaryota; Viridiplantae; Streptophyta; Magnoliopsida; Solanales; Solanaceae.
CCGCCUUUCUCAGUCUGCUCGUAAUCUCCGUCGACUCAACGAUGACCGGUGACCAACGGAGAAUGUCCAUAGACGGCGAGAACGUGCAGAUCACAGUUUAUCAAAGAAAUGCGCUUGUUGCACCCAUUUUGUCGGAACAAUGCAUGACUUGCUAAUGACUGUGUUACGUGCUCCUUGCACCACAACAACGCCCUAAAGUUAGAUGAUGACAUUUGAAAUCAAACAAAUCUGGCGGCAUUAAGGAGGCUGCCAAGUUGAAUAAACAUUGCCCAUCAACUUGUAUUGAGAAGAUUCACCUGCUGAAAUCAGGACGAAACAAACAAAGGAGUUGGGGCCUGCCUUCUUUGAGAAUGAAGGCCACUUGGAGGAAAGUUGAAGAUUUCCAAAUGCUUUUGGUUUUAUCCCCAUGCCUGAACGUGACAGUUCACUUUGAGUAUUCUGUUUAUUUUUUUUAGUAUUCUGUUAGCUUUUGUCAAAGCUGCAAGUUAUCUUGUAGUUGUGCAUUAAUUUUCAAGAACUACUAGAGGCUAGAUGCGCAAGACAGUUGUAUUUCUUUUUAGAUUCACAUCGGAAGAGAGCAAACAUGGAUGUAACUAAGAGGAAAAACUUUGUCAAGUUUCAUGCUAACCAACUUGAUCUGUGGGAGCAAACAUGCUCUUUUUGACAUUGGAUCCGAUUACAUUAUUGAAGGUCCUCAAGUUUGUUUUUAUGUAUUUGUGUUUGUUAAGUCUAGUAGGGGCAUGUAAACAGGCGUACUUAUUGAACAAAUGGCAUGUAAACCGGAGUUGAUCUUGUGGUUGGGAAAUAAUUGAGGACUGCAUUCAAGAUAUCUGAGAUUUUUAUUUAGUCACUGCCUUAUUUUAUUUUAUUUUAUUUUUCUAAUCCAUUUGACUGCUCGCACUUGGGAUAUGGGAGAGUCAUCUUCUUCUGCAAGAUAUGCUGCAAUAGUGAGGUUGGCUAAGGGUUUCGCUGACUUGCUAUUAUGUUGCUAGGAAGGGUCCAGGUGGCGGAUAUUGGUCUGCUGCUAUCUAUCAGUCCUAAGGCACUAGCUGUGCAUGAUCCAUCAAAGUUCAAUCAAGGAGGUCAGAUUAAUUCCUCUGUUUUUGCUGGCGACCGCGACACGAUGCAAAAUGGAGCUGCUGAGGCAGUUAUCUGCAAUUCCAAGAAACUUCAAGAUGCAAUGCAGGAGAUUGGUCUGAAAAUUAAACACCAUGAAGAUAAUAUCAAAUUCUUAAAGGCUCAGAAGAAUAUAUUGGAUGAUUCAAUUCUAGACACACAAGUUGCUCUUGGCAGGUAUCAAUCAGCAAGUGAACCUGGCUCUCAAAAUAACGAAUCUUCCAAUAGGCGGAAUGAGGAGGAGAUCAUUGAACAAAUUCUAAAACAUGAUAAAUCUGCAGCUGGCAUCUAUUGCCAGCUGAAAACUCAUCAUGGACCUCAGGUUACUCAUCUUCCGUUACUGAAGGACGUGAUAGGAAUUGUUGCUUUGCUUGGGAAGGUUGACGAUGAUAAUCUCAGCAGGUUGCUCUCAGAUUAUCUGGGGCUAGAAACCAUGUUAGCAGUUGUUUGCAAGACACCUGAUGGAAUUAAAGCACUGGAAACUUAUGAUAAGGAAGGUUUUAUAAACAAAAGUUCGGGUCUCUAUGCCCUUGGAGCUUCAAUUGGUAGGGCUUUGGAUGCCCGAUUUGUUGUUAUCUGUCUUGGGAACUUAAGACCAUAUGAAGGUGCAUUCAUUGCUGAUGACCCUCAGAGGAGGCUAGCUUUAAUGAAGCCAAGAUUGCCCAAUGGGGAAACUCCUCCUGGUUUCCUUGGUUUUGCUGUUAAUAUGAUCAAUAUUGACAGUGCGAACUUAUAUUGUGCUACAAGCACUGGUCAUGGCUUGAGAGAGACUCUCUUCUAUAAACUCUUCUCACGGUUGCAAGUAUACAAAACAAGGACAGAGAUGCUGCAGGCACUAACUGUCAUAACACAUGGAGCCAUAUCUUUGGAUGGUGGGAUCAUAAAAAGUAAUGGUGUAUUUGCCUUAGGCUACAGUGAAGUAGAGGUCAAAUUUCCAAAGAGUUCCGGAAGGUCAAAUCUGCCUGAAAACUAUUUUGAUACUGAGAGCCGGUUGAAAGAGCUGAAGUGGAAAAGGGAUAGAUUUCUGGAAGAUUUACAUAGAGAACAAACAUUGCUGGACCAUGCAAAGUUCAACUUUGAAAUAAAGAAGCAGGAGUUUGUCAAGUUUCUUGCGCAUAGCUCAUCCUUUGCUACCCCGCAAAAGUUUCCGGCAGGAGGGGAGCAGUCUACCCCGAUAUCAUGAAUGAUUGCGUGGGAAAUUUCAGACCAAUUCUAGUAUUAGACAGGAGGAAAAGCUUUAUCAGUUAAUUCAAAGCUACAGCUUUAAUUUAUAGUCCGGACAAUGCUCUCUUGGAUCACAAGGAUUAUAUGUGCAGUUAUAUGGUAUCCUUGUUUGGGUCAAUUUCAGAUUUGGGUGCAGACUUAUGUCUGUCUGAUUAUUCUUUAGGUCAAUUUUCAAAAUGGAUCGUUCAUUUAGGACAGGGUACCCUUUUCUCCUUAUCCCUUCUUUUAGGUAUAGAAUGUGCAUCAACUGUACAGUCGUGUUAGCUUGCAAAUUCUCUUGAUACUUGAGGUUGAAAAAUAUGCUGUUUCCUUGGCCAUAGUGCUAAAUUUUAUCCAA